Molecule: messenger RNA, 2498 nt
Organism: Monodelphis domestica (gray short-tailed opossum)
Lineage: Eukaryota; Metazoa; Chordata; Mammalia; Didelphimorphia; Didelphidae
Product: transcription initiation factor TFIID subunit 7
Biological process (GO): transcription initiation at RNA polymerase II promoter; RNA polymerase II preinitiation complex assembly
Cellular component (GO): transcription factor TFIID complex
Molecular function (GO): RNA polymerase II general transcription initiation factor activity
Source: RefSeq, a predicted model, not a curated record
UCCCCCUAACUUCCGGUUGCUAAAUCUUUAUAUCCGGGGGCGAAAAGCGACUGUUGGACACUCCCCUCUCUUAUUCCCUUGGGGUAAGUUGUUUUUGGCAGUUGGAGAAUACUUUCGUAAUCGCUUUAAGAAGGACCUUUGUUUUACUGACAUGGAAACAGGGACCCGAAGGGAGGAACAAGACUCGUUAGGUACCAUUGGCAAAGUUGAGUCGGAGCCUUGAUUUUUCCCGUUGAGAGGCCUCUUCGUGACACGUGAUCGUUGGAGCUCUCGCGCUCCUUGGGCUGUUGGAGGCGCCGCCAUCCAGAGUGUAGCUUACCCUCCGGCGCUGUGGUUCGCGGUUGCGUGGGUUUGUAAUCGUUUUGAAGAUUAGCUGAUUCCUUCACGGAGGAAGCUCCCUUUUUGAAGGGGAAAUUGACACUAUUUCAUUUGAUUAUGAGAACAAUUCCAGGUGAGGACACUGAGGUGUGCCCAGGAUUACCUCACAUCUGCUUUUUUUUAUCUUCUAGGAAUAUGCUGAAGCAGUGGGUUGAAACCUAAACUCACAGCCUAGGGUGCAGGAGAAGCUAAGUGGGAGUUCUUAAAGAGCUUCUGAAUGAUACAAAAAUUUACUCUGAAAUAAGACAAGAGGAAAUGACUGUUACAAAACAAAAGAUGAGCAAGAACAAAGAAGAUGCUCCCCAUGAGCUGGAAAGCCAGUUCAUAUUACGCUUACCCCCAGAAUAUGCUUCUACUGUGAGAAGGGCAAUACAAUCUGGAAGUGUUAAUCUGAAAGAUAAGUUGACCAUUGAAUUACAUGCAGAUGGACGUCAUGGAAUUGUCCGAGUGGAUCGUGCCCCAUUAGCUGCUAAGGUGGUUGACCUUCCCUGUGUUACUGAAUCCAUGAAAACCAUAGAUAAAAAAACCUUUUACAAGACAGCAGAUAUCUGCCAGAUGCUUGUGUGCAGUGUCGAUGGGGAUCUUUACCCUCCUCCAGAAGAACCAGUUGCUACUACUGAUCCAAAAGCAAGUAAGAAAAAAGAUAAAGACAGGGAGAGAAAAUUCAUCUGGAACCAUGGUAUCACUCUGCCACUAAAGAAUGUCAGAAAGAGAAGGUUCCGUAAGACAGCCAAGAAGAAAUAUAUUGAAUCACCAGAUGUGGAAAAAGAAGUAAAAAGGCUUCUAAGUACAGAUGCAGAAGCUGUCAGUACCCGGUGGGAAGUAAUUGCAGAAGAUGAAACAAAGGAAGCAGACAACCAAGUUUCCCUGGCAGGCCUAGAUAUUUCCUCUCCAGGAAUGAGUGGCCAUAAGCAGGGCCAUGGCUCCUCAGAACAUGAUGAACUUCGAGAGAUAUUUAAUGACAUUAGCAGCAGUAGUGAAGAGGAAGAUGAGAGAGAUCCUCAUGAUGAUGAAGACAUAAACAUCAUUGACACUGAGGAAGACCUAGAGAGGCAGCUACAAGACAAGCUUGAUGAAUCUGAUGAACAGCGCCAAGAAAACGAGCAAACAAAUCAGAUGGUUAUGGGAAUUCAGAAGCAGAUUGAUAUAAUGAAAGGGAAACUCCAGGAGACUCAAGGGAGAGCAAAGCGACAGGAAGAUCUCAUUAUCAAAGUUGAAAAUCUGGCACUCAAGACUCGUCUUCAGGCUGUCCUGGAUGAGCUCAAACAACAGGAAGAACGAGAGAAGCAACAGCUCAGUUCUUUGGAGGAACAGCUAGAAUCACUCCUGGAAAAAUAAGUCCCUGCCUAUAAAUUCACUGUUCCCCUCAUACUGGCAAAUGGUUCACAUUCCAUCCUUUGGCUUGAAGAUUAUUCAUCUGGAAAUUUGACUUUAUUUACAUUUUACCAUUUUUCUGUUGCCUAGUUUGAAUUUUAUCUCUGUGGCACCUUUUAUUUGCUAGCAACUUAUAUACUAUUAAGUAAGACAUAGGUGAGAAAAGUUUGGUUGUAUGAGUUUUGGGAUUAGUAGAUUAAAUUGUAGAUAUUCCUACUUUUAUUCCAAAACUUUCUUUAAAAAUAUUGAGAAAAUUGUAUUGUUUUGUGAUAAAAGACCCAACUCACUUGUAAGGAGAUUCAAAGAUAGAUGCUGAAAGCUUGUUUUGUAUACAUUUUAAGUUCUCAACUGUUACAGAUAACUUCUCACACAUAGAAGACCAAAAAAUAUGUAGUGGUAGAUAACUCCCACAUAAAUAAAAACGACUAAUAUACAGCUAUUCAUGUUUAUAAUAGAAGUGGCUUUCUCCUGAGCAUUUGUCUAUUUUUCCUUGAAUAAUGUUGUUCAGUGCAUUAACAAACAGCUAUUUUUAUAUAGAGAGGGAUACACCUUGUUUGGCAACUUUUAGGGCUACAUUUUUCAUUUCUCCAUCACAAAUGAUAAAAAUAUUAUUCUCUUCUGGUAUUAAAUAGAUUUCUGUUUAAAUUCUGACCUACCUUGAAUUUAAACACAAUAGAGUUCCAAGUUAAUCUUUCAUGCUGUGAUCCAGUUUUUACAACUGUAAUAAAGAAUUAUUUCUUUCCCUA